GAGGAGGAGGAGAUACGUGUAGCCUUGGCUUUAGCUGGCUUAGCAUUAGCAACACACGGCUAAAGGCGGAGGUGCAACAAGCUCCUCGGACGCCGGAAUAAGUGAUCUGCCUCCCGCUUUGGGUCGCUCCUCGGAUCCGGUGUUAGCUCGUGUAUGGGUUUAAAUCCCCGGGACUAAAAGCGGAAGCUGACGGAAGACACGGUGAUGGCGUGGUCAUGUGUACAGCCAGCGCUGUAUGUGUGGAGAUGGUUUUAACAGACGUUGUUCUGGAGGACUCAGGAACACUGCACUGGCCUGGAAGAGCCUCAUAAACAAUCACACCUGUAGACAAGAAGAUUUACACAAACACUCUGCUGCUGUGCUGGAAGAUAGGACAGAGACACAAGGACACACAACACAGGCACGCCAAUUCACAUCCUGCGUGUUUGUGAGUUAGCAGCCCGUCACCCAAUUCUAUCUCCUCUCCUGUGUGAGAGUGUUCAUUUCCCCCCCCCCCUGUUUGUCCCAUCUCCGCCGCCACCAUGCCGAGCUCCACCAUCCGCCGGCAGAUGAAGAACAUGGUGAACAACUACUCUGAUGCAGAGAAGAAAGUGAGAGAGUCCACCUCCAACGACCCCUGGGGCCCGUCGUCUUCUCUCAUGUCCGAGAUCGCAGACCUCACCUACAACGUGGUGGCCUUCAGCGAGAUCAUGAGCAUGAUCUGGAAACGGCUCAACGACCACGGCAAGAACUGGCGCCACGUCUACAAGGCGCUCACUCUGCUGGACUACCUGAUCAAGACGGGCUCGGAGCGGGUGGCGCUGCAGUGCAAAGAGAACAUCUUUGCCAUCCAGACUCUGAAGGACUUCCAGUACAUUGACAGGGACGGCAAAGACCAGGGCAUCAAUGUCCGGGAGAAGAGCAAGCAGCUGGUGGUCCUCCUCAAAGACGAGGAGCGCCUCAAAGGAGAAAGGUCUCAGGCUUUGAAGACCAAAGAGCGCAUGGCCCAGGUGUCCACAGGAGGCAGUCAGAUGGGUUUUGGCCGAGGUUCAUCCCAGCCCAACCUCUCCACUUCUUACAGCGAAGAGUACGGCCGGUCAGAGGGCUCACCUGCCUCCUACCAUGGCUCUACGUCCCCCAAUGCAGGCUCAGAGCUGGAGCAGGCCCGACCUCAGACCAGCGGAGAGGAGGAGCUACAGCUGCAACUCGCUCUCGCCAUGAGUAGAGAGGCUGCAGACCAGGAGGAUCGCAUUCGCAGAGGGGAUGACUUGAGACUUCAGAUGGCCUUAGAGGAGAGCAAGAAAGGGGGUCCAGGUUCAGCAAAACUGGCCAAAAAGAAGAAAGAGCCACAGUCAUCCUUACUGGAUCUGAUGGACGUCCCAGUGGCUGGAGCCAGUGCCGAUCCCUGGGGUCCUGGAGCUCGGGCCAGAGCAGCAGCCGGAGUCGGAGCUGGAGCCGGAGCUGGAGCCGGAGCUGCGGCUGCAUCAGCAGACCCCUGGCAGUCGUAUGGGUCUUCCCCUAAACCAGUAGCCCCAGUUGACCCGUGGGGUGUGCCGCCUUCUGUCCCACCCAUGAAGAGCAGCGACCCGUGGGCAAACUCCGCCCCUGCCGCUGACCCCUGGGGCUCUGCAGCCACCCGCCCCAAGACUUCCAACACAGGUGGCUUCGACCUGUUCAAUUCAUCCAAUGGUACGUCCAAAGAGGACUUCUCAGAGUUUGACAGCCUCCGCUCCUCCUCCUCUGUCCCCACUGGUGAUGGAGGUAUCACCUCCUCUAUUCCCUCCCAAGCCAGUCUCGCCAGCAGCGGCAGUCUGGACCUCUUCGACCACAUGCCCACAUCUAUCAACACAAACCCAACCAGAAAGACUCCCGAGUCCUUCCUGGGUCCCAACGCAGCCCUGGUGAACCUGGACUCCCUGGUGACCAAACCAGCCCAGCCCCCGCCGGUCGUCAACCCGUUCCUGGCUUCGACAGGUGGCGCCGCUCCAGCGGCAGCAGCAGCAGCCCACGCCAACCCCUUCCAAGUAAGCCAGCCGAUCCCCCCCACCCUCAACCAGAUGCGGGUCAGCCCCAUGCCCUCGGGCUUCGCCGCCAUGCCCGAGUCCAUGCCGGCCCAGCCAAUCACCAUGGUCCCUGUGGCAGGGCGUGCGAUGCCCGGUAUGGGGGUCAGCUCUCUGGGAGGUUUGGGGAUGCAAGCCUCCAUGUCCAUGCCCCAGCCCCUGAUGAGCAUGCCCCCCCAAGGGCAGCCCACAGGAACCACCAACCCCUUCCUGUUGUGAGGGGGGUGACUGGGGGGACGAUUUGCCCCAGAGUUACCCCUCUCUCCUCCCUCUCUCUUUUCCACUUUUGGCUCCUUAAGAAGCUUCAAAAAGAACAAGGAGACGUCUUAUAUCCCAUUUAUCCCUUUAUAACCAACUCCUACCCAGGUCAUAGUCCCGGCCCGGCCUCCUCCUAACUUACCACACUCCUUUCUCCGGUUUCCUUGUCUCUGUGCUAAAAGCUGCCUAGUCCUGAGUGUUCCAUGCUGAUCUGACGACGAUGUUGGUGACCACAAAGAGUUUGCUUCUGUCUACAGACUUACAGAGUAGCAGUGGUGUUUACAGUUUAUUUCCACAGAGGCACGUCAGGGCCCAGUCUCUCCUCCUCUGUCCUCCUCUCUCACCUGCCUCCGGUCCCUUACUUCCUCCCUUAGGACCUCUCCUUCUCUUCUUCUGCUGUGGAGUGACGGGGGAGAAUAACUGUACUAAUACCAGGAUCUUAUCUCUUCACUAAAGCUAAUCUUUUAUAAGCCCUGUCAGCUGGUGUGUGUGUGUCUGUCUGUGUGUUUGUGUUUGAACACAUCUCAGUACUUUUACACUGUGUAUAUACCAGUGGGUUUUACUUGCACACUGGAGUAAGGAUGAGAGAUGGGUUUAUACUCUGUGUGUAUGGGUGUGUGAUACUAAGCAGGGAUUUUGCACAAUUUUUUGCUUUUUAUUUUCUGCGACUGUUGGGCUCACCAUUACACCUUAGCUUAGGGAGGGAGGCUCGCCCCGAAAACGACGGAGAGGACGACAACACUCACACACUGCCUCCACUCUCGGUACCACUCGGUCUCAACUCUCGUCUGGACACUUCCCGUCACCAUGGACACUUUUCCUGACCUUUUGCAUAAACUUUGACCUCCAGGAGUCACAGGAUUAACAACAAACACUCAUCGACAAGAGAUGAAAAGAUGUGUAAAUGCUAACUUUGUGUAUGUACGUGCGUGACCUUGCGUUAAUGCUCAGAUACUAACAGCCACGCGGUAAAUUAAGUGUCUCUACCCAGUGUGUGUUUAGAGAAAAUGACAUGAACUGUGAUGGCAUCAGUAUUUUACUGUCUGAACGUGCAGUGGGACGGCUUUUCCAUGUUAUAGUUUGUUUCUAGGGUCAAAGGGAAGAGAUGGGUUUUGUGUGUAUGCGCAUGAGAAACGUUUAGCUUCCAAGUGUCUUUUAAUGAGCAGGUUUUGUCAUUGGUCACUAAAGAAUCAAAACAAAAGAUAACGUAGACAUUUGCAGCCUUAAGUGUGUGUGUGUGUGUGUGUGUGUGUGUAUGUGCUAGCACGUGCACAACCAUAUAUCAACAGGGGUUGCAAAGACAUGUCUGGGUUCAAAGGUCAGCCAGUCAGGAUUUUGAAGACAGUUUACCUCUGAGUGGAUUUACUGUGGCUAAUCUAUCUGAAAGAACAUUAUCUGUUGGACACACACACACAGACGCACACUUUGGGGUUGCUCCAGGAUCGGUGUAUUCAUAGCCCGGGAAUCCUGCAGCAGCGAGACGCGUCUUGUAAACAAGCAUUUUUUUUUUUCUUUCUGUUAAUUACUCAUUAGUUGUAAAUUCCUAGCCAAGCCUUUCUGAGUUGUGGAGCUGUGCACUAGCUAAGCCAUGUAUCAUCUUCAUUCUCUUCUUUUGUCUCCGUUCUGUCUAGUUCUUUUUUGCUUUUCUCACCCUGUGGAUAUGCUUUUGUAAUUCUCUUCCCUUAGAAGCACAACUGUUACCAAAGUCAUAGCGACUGUGAUUUGCAAGGACGUUGUAGUUUGAACAGUAGGGUCACACUUCACUGACACGUUUUGUUUUUCUGUUUAGGGAGCUCACGCUAGCAGAGACUCCAUUGUUCAUUUUUAUUUUUAUAUUUUCACUGCUUUUAUCCCCCUCCCCCAUUUGUUUGGAGCUUGUGUAAGAAAGUGUUACAGUUGUUACUUAUCGGCCCGUUUACUGACGGCAAACGGAGCAUCCCUGUGUCUAUAGGUUGGGAGAAGUGGUUUGAUGAACAGCUACAGUUUAUGAAUUAUGCGCCUGGUGUUUUUAGACCCUUCUUCCCUUUAGGUCACUCUUCUCUCUUCAGUUCUUCACUGCCAAUGUUACUGUGGAAGAGGGGUUUUCUUUUCUCUGUGUGGGUUGGCGCCCUCUCCUGGUCUGCUGUGAUUUGAUAGCUACACCAGGACCCUUGAUAUUUCCACUAGAGGCAGAACUUCAUUUCUCUCAGGCAAAAAGGAGGGGCAGCUCCAACCGUGUGUAUGUUUUUUUUUUUGUUCUUGAUGCUGAGGGCUGUGGUGAUUAUUAUGCUUGGGGUCCUGAACGAAUGGAUGUGACACUGACCAGCAGAUGUUUUAAAAUCCUAACAAAAUAUAUGCAAAACAAUUUUAGCUGGAAACCGUAAGAAAAAAGAUCAAAAAGACCGAACGCUUGAUGAGUUUAGCAAAGUCCGAUUUGCUUAAAGAUGUAUUGUAUUGAAAUGCGACUGUGAUGAACUCCAGCCAGGACACGUCACCUUUUAAAUUUUAACUCCAGCUGGUUGUGUCAAAGAUUGUUUUAUCGAUGCAUUGGUGGGAAAAAACUAAAAAAGAUCACAAAGCGAACCUGUUACCGUGUUGAUCAGAUUCAACGCUCUCCCAAACUGUCACAACACUGCAGUUCUUCAUUUAGAUUCUAUCUCGAUCCCUGGCAGCAGUUUCACGGUUACAACUUUUACUGUGCAGUGAAAAUGUGGCCUGUGUGUAGCGAGCUCCUCUGUGUGUUACUAUGUAUUCACUAUGCUUUUAUCAAGAGGACUAACUGACCCUAUGAACUGUCUUUGUAUGCAUAAACAGCCUCCUUUCUUCUUUUUUCACCUCUGUCUAUUUACUCUUCUCAUAGUACUGGGAGCAGGCUGCUUUUUUUAUUGGAUACGUGCUCAACCCGUUGGCAUUAUAACUGUAUAAUAUAAUUUAUCAUUUGUACUAUUGUAACAUACUGUUCUCCUGUAUACCUUAUUAUUCUGUGUAAUGGGUUUUGUAGGAAAAGUCACCGUGAUAUUUUAACGGCAUCUAAACAAACGAACGCAGCACACCGCCCCCUGUUGGAUGAUGACAACUGUAGCUGCAUUGGUUCAAAAAUAAAAUGUGUAUCACUUCAGAUCUGUAA
Molecule: messenger RNA, 5403 nt
Organism: Limanda limanda (common dab)
Lineage: Eukaryota; Metazoa; Chordata; Actinopteri; Pleuronectiformes; Pleuronectidae
Gene: epn2
Product: epsin 2
Exons: 10
Coding region: 522-2258 (578 amino acids)
Biological process (GO): endocytosis
Cellular component (GO): clathrin vesicle coat; endosome; plasma membrane
Molecular function (GO): phospholipid binding; clathrin binding
Source: RefSeq, a predicted model, not a curated record